Messenger RNA from Anneissia japonica, 1288 nucleotides. RefSeq lists its product as uncharacterized. Gene Ontology annotation, biological process: positive regulation of voltage-gated potassium channel activity; sleep; regulation of synaptic transmission, cholinergic. The transcript has 4 exons. Lineage: Eukaryota; Metazoa; Echinodermata; Crinoidea; Comatulida; Comatulidae. The record is from RefSeq and is a predicted model, not a curated record. Bases 91 to 447 code for a protein of 118 amino acids.
GCUUACUUGCAUACUAAUAGGCUUGUCUAGGAAGCCAUAACUCUGUUAAGAAGGAAAUUGUCAGAAGUGAUUAACAGUUCAUGAAAAGCAAUGAUGAAGUUUGCCGUGGUGACGGUACUAAUCCUCUCUUGUAUUGCUUCUGCAAUGGGUCUCCGGUGCUACAAAUGCCACAGCCUAACCACCUCUAACGACUGUGAAGAAGAAGGCUUUGACACUUCAAAUGCCCUUAAGACGACAUGUGCCUACGGUGAAGUGUGUGCGAAAACUGUUGUUGGAAAGCUCGUCGCGCGUGACUGUAUUUCUGGUAGUGGAUUGAGUGAUUCAUGCGUUAGUGUUGAUGAUACAGCAGUCUGCUAUUGCUCGACAGAUUUAUGCAAUAGUGCAGUGAGCAAAAAUCUCGGAUUUGCCUUGGCCUUCAUUUCCUUGGUGGCUGCCAAGUAUCUGUAAAGCUGGUAUCAUGUCACAAAGUGCAGAGACUUGAUUGUGGUAUAUGUUCUGCAUUCAUAUUUCUAGCAUGAAUUUAUUCAGAUUUUUCAUUUCAUUUAUUUUAUUGGCACAAACAGUAGCUUAGACUUUUAAUUUUAAAAAAUUAAUUAAAUAACUUUAUGCUGAUGAUAGGUAGGCCCUAUCUGCAUUGUACAAUUUAGAGAAAAUUCAUCGUAGCCAUUAGGCCUAUUUAUUAUCAAUACGGUCCCGGCGUCAUUCCUUGAAUCGGGACGGUACGUACUACUUUUCCGCUUGAGUUCACGAUGUACACAUGACAUAGGUCAUAUCAUGUAAAGAUAUUUAUUUGUCCCAAAUUAUAAAUUGUAUUUUUAAUGUAUUACUAGAGAUAGGUCCCUGCAUUCAACAAUUAUGUGGAUAUUCAUUGUACUGUUAUUUACUAUCAACUAUUGCCCCGGCGUCACUAAUUUGGAUCAAGAACGGCACGUACAAAAUGAUCUUCAAUCACUUCCUGAUUUUUAUGACGUGUACAUGAAAAUCGGGACGCUACGUACCUCUCUUAUUGUGUUGACGUUGGGAACGUUCUACCUUCCUAUCAUGCACGAUAAUAAUUUCUUCCUAUUUAGUAUUUGUAUAUGAAUGAAAUACUAAUUAUAGUCUGAGAAUAUUCAUCGUAAUUGUUUUUUUUUUUAAAGAAACAUAGUACCGACGUCAUUAUUUUGGAUCAAGACGGCACGUCCGGUGAAUAAUCACAAUCUAGUUUUCUACACUAAUUUAAGUGACUUGCAAUGUCGUUGUCUAAUUAUUAAAUUUAUAUUACCAUAAGCUAUAAAAAUGUGUAAAA